AUGGCAGCCAGCAGCACUGCAGUUACUGUAUUAACUCCAAAUGGAAGAAGACAAACUGUAAAAGUCUUCCCGAAUACACCGUUACUUCAGGUCCUUGAGGACGUUUGCAAGAAGCAUGGAUUUAAUCCUGAUGACCACGGACUGAAGUUCCAGAGGAAUGUGCUGGAUUUAACUCUGCAGUGGAGGUUUGCAAGCCUACCCAACAAUGCCAAGCUUGAAGUGGUUCCAAGUACCCGACAAAAGGCAGCAACAGAGGGCACAGUCCGGGUCGCACUGCAGUUGGAGGAUGGCUCUCGUCUCCAGGGGUCUUUCUCUAGUGGUCAGAGUUUGUGGGAGCUGCUCAAUCACUUUCCCCAAACCAGACUGGCUGACUCAGAAACAUCAGGAUCCACACCAGUUUGUGUGUAUAUGAGAGAUGAGAUAAAUGGGGAGGAAGCUGUGAAGAAAACCACACUCAAGUCUUUGGGUCUGACUGGAGGAAGUGCCAUCAUCAGAUAUGUUCUGAAAAAGAGUAAAACUGAGGAGAAUGAGCCUAUGGAGACGGCUGCCAUGGCGACGCAUGCCGUCACGAUGGCAUCCACAUCGGUCCUGUCUCCUGCUUCCAAGCCUCCUCUGCAGACUGGAGGAAGGGCUAGUGCUGAAAGUGCAACGAGCUUAGAUAUGCAAACAGAGUCAGAAACCGCCAUUGGUUCAGAGCAGGUUCUCAAGCCAGCCUCCCAAAGCCAAACACCCCCUCCCAAACAGGAAGAAGUUAAGGUGACCCCAGAUCCUCAGCAAGCUGUAAGGCCCAAAAGCAGGAUGGUAGGUAACCAGGGGCAACCGGAGCCAAAAGCAGAACCACAGGUGGAUGAAGAGAAACCUGGUCCCUCCAGAGAGUGCCACGCCCAUUCUCAGACGGCCGUACCGAGCAACUUUGUACCCUUCUCAGGGGGUGGCCAACGCCUGGGCGGCCCUAGCGCAGGUGGCAAUAGGGAUGUAUCAUCAUUAUUUUCAUCAUCUUCAUCCCAGUCCAGUGGCUCACCCAAAGCCAAGAAAGCCAAACCCAGCCAAGACGUCAAGAACUCAGCUCGUGCCAAACAGGGAUCAUGUGACACAGAAGAGAGAGAAGAACAUCUGGAGCCUGUGGACAGGGAAGCACUUGUUUACCAUUUGGACUCUGGCGUCCGUCGCCAUAGCAAUGAUGAGGAGCUGCCAGAUGAGUUCUUCGAAGUUACAGUGGAUGAUGUGAGGAAGCGCUUUGCCCAGCUGAAGAGCGAGAGGAGGAUGCUAGAGGAGACUCCUCUGAUGACUAAGGCUCUUAGAGAGUCACAGAUGAAAGAGAAGAUGGACAGGUAUCCUAAGGUGGUACUCAGAGUCCAGUUCCCAGACAGACAUGUUUUACAAGGGUUUUUCAGACCACUGGAGACAGUCGGCGUUUUGAAGGAGUUUGUGCGGAAACACCUAGAAGAUCCUCAGCUCCGCUUCUAUUUGUUCAUUGCCCCCCCUAAGACAAUACUUGAUGAUUCCACUGCUACUCUUUUCCAGGCCAAACUCUUCCCUGCUGCUCUCGUGUACUUUGGCUCCGACGUGACGACAGAGUGCUACUUGCGGAGGGAACUGUUGGACAGCAGUGUGUCUGCCCUUCAAGCCGAUGAACUCAUUGCCGGCUGCAUGCCCAGGUCUCCUGCUCCCAGCUCCACACAGCUGUCUGAGGAGACUGCUCCACUGUAUGAAGAGUCCAGCGCAGCAGCUGGUCAACAGAGGUCAGCAGAGGAUGAAUUUGACACACAUGAUCAGGCUGCUCCAAAACCGGUUCGGACCGACCCUGGCAAGGUGCCCAAAUGGCUAAAACUACCAGGUAAAAAAUAAAGCCAAGCCCGGUGUGAAUUUAGGAAGAAGGCCAAUUAAGAGGGUUUCCAUAGUAACACAGCCCUCUGGUCUCUGACAUUUCUCUACUCUGACACUGAUGUGCCA
Chanos chanos (milkfish) is the source of this 1953-nucleotide messenger RNA. RefSeq names its product ASPSCR1 tether for SLC2A4, UBX domain containing (gene aspscr1). Lineage: Eukaryota; Metazoa; Chordata; Actinopteri; Gonorynchiformes; Chanidae. Gene Ontology annotation, molecular function: protein binding. Gene Ontology annotation, biological process: signal transduction; intracellular protein transport; glucose homeostasis. Gene Ontology annotation, cellular component: vesicle membrane; nucleus; cytoplasm. The record is from RefSeq and is a predicted model, not a curated record. The transcript has 17 exons. Bases 1 to 1848 code for a protein of 615 amino acids.